Cydia strobilella is the source of this 2630-nucleotide messenger RNA. It is a transcript of the gene Clic, whose product is annotated as chloride intracellular channel Clic. Gene Ontology annotation, molecular function: chloride channel activity. Gene Ontology annotation, biological process: chloride transport. The transcript has 8 exons. Gene Ontology annotation, cellular component: cytoplasm; apical plasma membrane. Lineage: Eukaryota; Metazoa; Arthropoda; Insecta; Lepidoptera; Tortricidae. Bases 96 to 944 code for a protein of 282 amino acids. The record is from RefSeq and is a predicted model, not a curated record.
AGUCAGUCAAUCGGUGUUUUGAUACGGUGACGGUUGUGUGAAAAAGUGUGUUAAAGCGUACAUUCUCUAAAACCGAAGUGUUUCUUGAGUUCACGAUGUCGGAUGAAAUCGCAGAGAAUGGAACAGCGAACGGCGACGUUCCGGAGAUCGAGCUGAUCAUAAAGGCAUCGACAAUAGACGGGCGGCGGAAGGGCGCGUGUCUGUUCUGCCAGGAGUACUUCAUGGACCUUUACCUCCUCGCAGAGCUUAAGACCAUCAGCCUAAAGGUGACGACAGUGGACAUGCAGAAGCCGCCGCCCGACUUCCGCACGAACUUCGAGGCCACACACCCGCCCAUCCUCAUCGACAACGGCCUCGCCAUCCUCGAGAACGAGAAGAUCGAGCGCCACAUCAUGAAGUCCGUGCCCGGCGGUCACAACCUAUUCGUACAGGACAAAGAAGUGGCCUCCCUGAUCGAGAACCUGUAUUCGAAGCUGAAGCUGGUGCUGGUGCGCAAGGACGAGCAGAAGUCGGCGUCGCUGCGCGCGCACCUCGCGCGCAUCGACGCGCUGUUGGAACGCCGGGGCACGAGGUUCCUUACGGGCGACACGAUGUGCUGCUUCGACUGCGAGCUGAUGCCGCGCCUGCAGCACAUCCGCGUCGCCGGCAAGUACUUCGUGGACUUCGAGAUCCCGACGAGCCUGAUAUCGCUGUGGCGCUACAUGUACCACAUGUACCAGCUGGACGCGUUCACGCAGAGCUGCCCCGCCGACCAGGACAUCAUCAACCACUACAAGCUCCAGCAGCAAGCAACUAAAGGUCUGCUGUCUCCCUCGCUGCCGCGCAGUCGGCCGCGGGACGAGCCCCACGUGGCGCUGAAAAUGAAGAAACACGAAGAACUCGAGACGCCCACAUUCACGACGUCCAUCCCUGUGGACGUGAACUCCCCCCACCACGAGCAGUAGCGCGCGCCACAAGCCCCACCACUCCACCGUUAUUAGUAAAUCGUAAGGAACGCUGGCCGCACACACAAGAGUUGCAAGUACGGUAUGCCUGAGGGUAUGAUGCGUUCUAUGAGUGUCACACAUGGCGAUUAGGUUCACGCCUCCUGUUGACAUACCAAAAGUUAAGAGCCUUAAAGCCUAACUUUCCGUUCGAUUGAACCUUUAUCCGCAUAAGGGAGAGCCUCUUUUUUAUUAACCUGUGUGAUAAAAUCAUUACUUAUAUGCACGCAAUCUGUGUAUGACCCAUAAAUCGGGCCUUUGUUCCUAGCCCGCCAACUAAAGAAACAUAUGCAAAAAAAAACUCGAGCAUCAUUGAAGAAAUGUAGAAAAACAUGUCUCCUACAAGUUGCAUCUUACAGGUCACUCGACAUUUCAAAAAUGUUGAACUGUGGGUCACUCAUGUUCAAGUCAAGAAUAUUCUUGACUUAAACACGUGAGUGACCCGGUUAAUUUAUCCGAGAAAUUUUGUUAUUAAAACAUUCUGACAUCGAGUUAACACUUCUAUAUUUAACUGAGACUAAGAGACACUUAUGUGGUCGUCAUACCGUACUUGUGAAGCGUAAACUGCCAGCACGGUAAGCAGCCUCCUCCCUCAGUAAGUAUGUACGCGUGUACAAGGAGCCUUGAGCUCCACCGCCCGCCUACGCUACGCCCGACAGAAACUUAAUAUAUUUUUAUACAAAUUUGGAAUUAGAGCAUUUUUAAUUUUUAGUGUUGCUAUGUUGGUAAUAAUUGAGUAUGUGAAUUUUUAUGAUAAUGGUGCAAUCAAAACUUAGUUUUGGAUAUGUGUUGCCGUUUGGGUUGUUACGUGGCUUAUGAGGAGCUCGCUUCUCUAGUUGAUCGGUUUGAUGUUAAGCAAUUGUGGCCAUUAGUACUUGGUUUAACUUGUUGGGAACGCCCAGUAUUGUGUAUCAAACAUGAUUGGUAGAUUAAUCGGCAGAGGUGCCGAAGGUACCCGGAUUUGAUUCAGUGUUUUUCGGGUUAUAUAAGUGUGGGAGAUAGUCAUUGGCUGGUAUGGGACUACCUCCUACAUUUAUACCUAACUAUCUAGUUUAUAGCUUUCAUACAGUGUUCAAUCACAACGAAUAAGAAUUCUGACGUAUUUUUUGUAUUAUAUUCAUUAUUUAUAUAAGAUUGGUUUACAGUAUUUUGUUGGUUCUUUUUUGGACUAGUGUAAUGUUAAGUUAGACAGAAACAAUCACAUUUCGUGUCAAUACCUCUGCCUGUUUAUUUUGCUUAAUUAUUUUUUACAACUUUUCAUUUAUUAUGUAUAAAAUAAUAUGUGAACACUCUUGCCUGCAAUCAAUGUUACCUUUGGGAAGGUAGUUGUUUUAAUUUGCAAUUUCAUUCUCAUAAUUUGAUAUAAUAAUUAUGGUCAAUAUUAUUAACAACUGUAUAAUUUAACAUACAAUUUACAACAAAAUAUUCUUUAAUGUUUUUCCUGAACUUCAAAUCAAAUUGUUAUAAUAGUUUUAAUAACAUGAGACUGUAGAAAAAGUAUAUGUUGCUGAUAAUAAAAUACAUAUAAACAUAGUACACACUGACACAAGGGCGAGAGACCAUCACCAUGUCUGGACAAUGUAUAAAAUAUUAAUUCUAGAUUAUAAUUUAAGUGUUAAGGAAUAAAUCUGGAUAAAUAUUAUUUUU